This is a messenger RNA of Ahaetulla prasina, 2746 nucleotides long. It is a transcript of the gene LRRC39, whose product is annotated as leucine rich repeat containing 39. NCBI's taxonomy places the organism in Eukaryota, Metazoa, Chordata, Lepidosauria, Squamata, Colubridae. Bases 1625 to 2635 code for a protein of 336 amino acids. Gene Ontology annotation, molecular function: protein binding. The transcript is spliced from 8 exons. The record is from RefSeq and is a predicted model, not a curated record.
GUCAAUGAGCUGAAGAAUUUGUGGACCCCUGUAAGAGUUACAGUUUCCUUCAUUGUCCUCGUGAGAGAGCAUCAUUGGCAAAACUUCCGUAGUCCUCAUGUUUCAAUCUUCCUUUGUACUUUAGGCUCCUAUUAAAAACUGAAAUAUUUGGAAGUUAUUAAAAAAAUCAUUCCUUCUUCAAUCGGAGCUUAACUAAAAACUCAGGAAUAAGAUUCUUGUUAUUUACUGUUUCACAGGGCUGUGGCUUGGAUUAUGAUCAUUUUAGACAUUAUUAUCAACUGUGAUACAUAGUUUGGGCUGAGGGAAAAUUUUAAAGAAAACAAUAAAGAAUAUUUGUGGUGGGGGUUGAACCAUUUCCAGCUGGUUGCUGGACUAAUGCAUCAUUUCACCAGGAUUGUCAAUAACUCUUUGAUUUGUAAGUCAUGCUUAUGUAAUCAGUAAUGGUACUGGGCCACCAUAGCUCUGUGGCUAAGACACUGAGCUUGUCAAUCAGAAAGGUUGGCAGUUCGGCGGUUCGAAUGCCUAGUACAGGUCUCCUGCGUGAGCAGGGGGUUGGACUAGAUGACCUCCAAGGCCCCUUUCAACUCUGUUACUGUUACCAUGUGUUCUCGUGAUUCCUUCACAUGUCUUCUAUCACUAACAGAGCCUUCUCCAGUGAUUUAUCCCUUCACACAUGUCCAAAAUAUCUAAAUUGUAGUUUCACGAUGCUACCAAUGACUAGCCCGUUUCACUUCAUCUUGUUUUCCGUUAUUUAUUCUCAUGGACCAAAAUCUCUCUGCAGUUUUUCCCCAGCAUUUGAAAAAAACAGAGAAUUCCACGAUCUCCAAGAAAGCUUUCAUUUUGCUUCAUUCAGCCUUCCGGAUAGUCCAGGUUUUACAAAUCUCUGCUACAACAGAGGGACACCGUGGCCUUGUCUUUAAUAAUCUCUGUCAUUAGUACGAUGUAUCUAUUCUUCAAGAGUUUGUCUAGAAUCAAGAUCUAUUGUAUUUUUUCCCUCAGGCAGAACUUUAUUUUAUGGCUGCAGUCACUGUCUUUGUGAAGGUUGUUACUAUUUGAACUUGUUCCUGCCAAUGUCAUGGGUUAAAAUUAGAACUUCGCUGCCGUGACAUUUUGCUCUGUCAUAAUUGACAGGAAGGGUUUAAUGGCUUUAACAAAGCGAUCAAAAUUCAUGACGGAAUUCUUACUGUACAGAAAUCUCUGGGUCAUGGAAAACCAUCUGUGGUUUCAAGUAAGUGCUUGAUAAAAUCCUUUAAUUCACUCCUGGAGGGGGUAGUGAAUUGGCAAGGAGUUUGUUGUUGCUUUGCAGCUAAAAUUGGGAGCGUGCUUUUCAAAUGGCUGGUGGUUCCCGAUUGCCAUUCUUUUGCACAGUUGUCUGACAGGCUUUGUCCAAAAGCUUCUGGCAGACAACAGAGGUCUGCAUGCAAGACUCUAAGAAUAGGUUCUGAUGUUAAUGGUGAAUUAAUGGUUUGUCCUUCCUAUAGAUGUUUCUCCUGGAUGUCAAUUAAAAAUCCAGAAAUUGAAGGCAUUUGUCAAUCUAACGUGGGUUUCCUCUUUUGCUCGUGACACUUCCGGAUACCAUGCCAAAAAGUGAAAAGUGGGUGCUGAGUUUGAAUGCGGAAGAGCUAUGACUGAAACGACUGUUUGUGUUGGCUCAUUUGUGGCUAUUAAAGACCUGUGGGAACUCAGAAUCCAGAAAAUUACCGAAGAGCUUCGGAAGCAAAAAGAAUUCAGUCAGAAGGCUGCAGGGAGACUGACAAUUAUUUGGGAAGAGAGGGCCAGUUUGGCCAAGCUGAAAGACAAAGUAAUCAACGAAGAUGGAAGGGCUGUUUUAAGGAUUGAGCAGGAAGAAUGGCAGACUCUACCUUCUUGCUUACUGAAACUGAAUUACCUGCAGGAAUGGCAACUUCAUAGAACUAAUUUGAUCAAAAUCCCUCACUACAUUGGUCGCUUUCAAAACCUCAUUGUCCUAGAUCUAUCUCGAAAUUCGAUUGCAGACAUUCCUAGAGAGAUUGGUCAAUUGUCAAAUCUUCAGGAGUUGAUCCUCAGUUAUAAUAAAAUUAAGUUGGUUCCUAAAGAGUUAGGCAACUGCGUUGGCUUAGAAAGAUUGGAACUGGCAGUAAAUAGAGACAUCUGUGACCUUCCCCAUCAGCUGAGCAACUUGAAGAAGCUUUCUCACCUAGACCUGAGCAUGAACCGGUUCACUACUUUCCCACCAGUUAUCCUAGAUAUGCCUAAUUUGGAAUGGCUAGAUAUGGCGAGCAACCGGCUGAAAGAAAUCCCUGGCAAUAUUGACAAAGCAGAAAACCUACAUACUUUGUGGCUCCAAAGGAAUGAAAUAACCUGUUUGCCUGAAUCCAUUUCUAAUCUUAAGAAUAUGACUACCUUUGUUCUCACCAGCAACAAACUGCAAGAUAUUCCUGUUUGUCUGAAGAAUAUGCCAAACCUAAGAUUUGUCAACUUCAGAGAUAACCCAUUAAAGCUGCAAGUUACACUUCCUCCUUGCGAGAAUCCCGAAGAAGAGGAGGAACAAGAACUCUAUGGAAUUCAGUUCAUGCAUUUAUAUAUUCAGAAGUCACUCAAUGGUGAAGAAAAUAUGGAAAGUGAUAUUUCAGGUGCUACUGACACCACUGACUGAAGACGAAAAAUAGCACCAAGCUGAUAAGUAUUAUAAUUUUUUGGAGCAGAGAGAAACUAAAAAUAUAGAUCUAUUGUAACAAAUAUUUUGAGCCAUCUACUUAUUAGUACU